AUGGCAAACUACGACCCGUAUGAUCGGGACUACUCUCGCCGUUACGUGCGAGAGGAACGCCGAGAGGAACGCCGAGAUGACCCCCGCUAUCUCGAUCCUCGAGACUCCUUCAACUCAAAGUCGCACUCUACUCGCGAGCUCGUCCCCCGUGCUCGAGAAGACAGCGAUUUGUCAGUAGAAGAGGUUCGCCGCGAUUUCCCCCCUCCCAGCGGCCGCGACAUCCGCCGUGCUAGAUCCGCUGGUCCUGACUAUUAUGAGGAGGAGUACGAGUAUCGCCGCGGAUAUGAUCCUCGCUACGACCGCGACGACCGACGCUCCCGUCGCGGCCCCACCAGCUCCUACUAUGACGAUGAUGACCGCAAGCACAAGUCCAAGGGCAUGUCCAAGAACGAAAAGAUCAUUGCCGCCGUUGCCGGCGCCGCUCUCGCUGUCACUGGUAAGGAGCUCUAUGACCGCCGAGAGGCCAAGGAAGAUGGCACCGAGGUUCAACGCAACGCCCUCUCUACUGCUGCCCUCGCCGGAGUUGGCGCUCUGGCCGCCUACCAGGGCGCACAGUUCUACAACAAGCAGCAGGCCAAGAAGGACCAAAAGGCCAACAUGAUCCUUCACCAUGGCCGUGAUGGCUACUCCAACGAUUACUACUCAGACGACGACAUUGGCCCCAAGGAGAAGAAGGGCCACAAGAAUUUCCUCGAGAACGCUAUUGCCGCCACUGGCCUCGGCGCUGCCGUCAAGGCCCUUACUGGCGGAAGUGGAGAUGACCACCGAUCCGACACUAGAAGCCGUCGGGGAGGCAGUCCUUCCAGCGAUCGAUCUCGUUCUCAUGGUGGUGGUACCAACAAGAUCCAAAAGGCGGCCAUGGCCUCGCUUCUCGCAGGUGCCACUGAAGCCUUCCGUGUUGCCAAGGAACCUGGUGGUUGGAAGGGCGAGAAGACAAAGCGCAUUCUCACCGCAGCUGCUGGUGCCGCUGCCGUUGAUACAGCGACCGAUGAUAAGGGAGGAAAGCUUGGCCUGGCAGAGUCGGUGAUUGGCGGUUUGGUCGGCAACCGCCUGCUCCGAGGUUCAAGGAACGACAUUGAGGAGGACCGCAAGACUGGCCGCAGCCGCUCUCGUUCUCGCGCUCGAUCCAAGUCUCGAAGCGGUGGCGGUGGUGGAGCAACCGGUCUUGCGGCUCUUGCAACUGCCGGUCUGGGUGCACUCGGCGCCAAGAAGGCUUUCGACCGUUCGCGAUCCAGGAGCCGCAGCCGACGGGGAAGGAGUGAAUCCUACAGUCCUUCCCCAGAUCGUCGCCGUCACCGCAGCCGAAGCCGCAGCGUUGUCGACAAGGCCCGCAACAGCCUAGCCAAGCUCGGUCUCGGAGCCGGAGCUGGUGCCGGCGCUGCCGCUGCCGAUGACUACCGCCGUCGGGACCAAGAUGAUUUUAGCGACCGCGGCGGACAUCGAUCUCGCCGAUACUCGGACGACAUGUCGGAGGACGACCGACGAUCUGGCAGCAACCGAGACUACUACGAUGAUGACCGCUCCCACCGGAGCAAGCCAAGAGAACGCCGACGAGGCGGCCGAUCUGAUUAUUCUUCAUCCGACUCCGAUUUGGGCGACUCGGAUGAAGACGAGAAGAGGGCUAAAAAGAUGAGAGCCGUGGCCACGAUCCAUGCAGCACACGAGGUCUAUUCGAGUAUGGAAAAGAGGAAGGCAAGACACAAGGCAGUCAACGAGGGACGCCUCAGCGAGGGUGAAGCGAAGAAGCUCAAGACCAAGGCAAUCAUGCAAGAUGCCGCGUCAGUGGGAAUUGCCGCCCUGGGAAUCAAGGGUGCCAUCUCAGAGAUGAAGGAAGCCAAGCACUUGACACAUGAGUGCAAGGAGUUCAAGCAAGAGAAGGCCCGCCGCCACGAAAGGCGUUUGCAGAGAUGCAUGCGAGCUCAGAGUGUAGGCGGGCAGAGGAGGGCUGACAGCUGGGCACCAUCAUCUCGAGGACGAAGUGACGGGUAUGACUCGGACACGGAGGAUGAAGAGUAUCAUCAUCGAGCCUAUGGGGGUGAUCCUUACAGAGGGAAUGUCUAUCCGGCAAGCCCGUAUGGGACAGAUUCCUACAGGAGAGACCCCUAUGGCCGUGCCCCGUUGCCAGCCCCUUCAAACUGA
Molecule: messenger RNA, 2139 nt
Organism: Fusarium vanettenii 77-13-4
Lineage: Eukaryota; Fungi; Ascomycota; Sordariomycetes; Hypocreales; Nectriaceae
Exons: 2
Coding region: 1-2139 (712 amino acids)
Source: RefSeq, a predicted model, not a curated record